Molecule: messenger RNA, 4648 nt
Organism: Paramuricea clavata
Lineage: Eukaryota; Metazoa; Cnidaria; Anthozoa; Malacalcyonacea; Plexauridae
Source: the annotation of a GenBank genome assembly
AUGGAAAUUACGGCGGCGGAAAAAAUUGAGAUUGAAAAGAGUAUAAUUCUUACAAUUAUAAAGGGAAAGGAAUCACUUGAAAGUCUUACAGUGGCUCAGUUGGCUGAAGAAUAUUCAACGCGAUACAAGUGUGCUAUAGCGUGUUAUAAAGCGGAAUUUGUGUGUGUCGAAGCGUUUUUAAAAUAUGCGUGCGGGGUAAAUAUUAUCGAUGAAAAAGUGUGUUUGUCUACAAGCUCUACAAACAUUGCGUCUUCGAGUGAGAAAGCGACCGGUGAGACAUCUUCGUCUGUACAUUUAGUAUCGAAGCCUCAGUUCUCCCCAUUUUUUGGAUUUAGUGACGGUGAUAAAAAUAAAGGAGUUGCAUAUAAUGUUUGGCGAUUUGAAGUCGAGUCUGUAAUAAAAGGCGCAUUCUAUCCAGACGAAGUUAUUUUGGAGCAAAUACGACGUUCGUUGCAAGGAGAGGCGAAAGCAAAAAUUGUUGGGUUUGGCUCUGAAACAUCCUGUGAAUCUAUCUUGGGAAAACUAGAUCAGUUUUACAGCGAUGUCGGCGCGGCUACCGGAGAUGAAUUAUUGGCCGAAGCAUAUCAAAUGAAGCAAGGUGAGAACGAGGAAGUUGCAGCAUUCGCGUCGAGAUUAGAUAGUUGUUUGCGUUGGGCGAAAAGACGGGGCACAGAAAUCCUUCCAGACGACGAAUCGGUCGAACGACAGCUGCGAAUGUUAUUCUGGGGAGGAAUAAAAGAAUCGAUUAAAGACAAAGCUCGGUACAAAAAGGACAAUUGCAAAACGUUUGCAGAAUUGAUAACAGCUGCGAGAUAUGGAGAGAAGGAACUGGGCUCUAAUCAUUCGUCUCGAAAAUUCGCUCGAGCCAAUCAAGCCAUUUAUCAAGAGCCUGGCCAGAAGUCUCCACCCCAGCCACAUAAUGACGGGGAUAAAAAAGAGUGGAUAGCUGAGAUUUGCACUGCCAUGGCAAAGGAAGUCCGAGAAGUAUUAAAGGAUCAGGCAAAACCAACUGAUGCAAGAAAUGUGGGUAAUGAGCAAAGAGAUUACGACCGACGAUCGAGAGGAUGGCCAACCGAAGUACCGUUCUGUUACCGGUGCGGACAAGCGGGUCACAUACAAAUUGGCUGCAGAAACCCACCACUACGCGAAGAAAGAUCGACGGGAAACGAACGAGGACCUCUGCCAAGGGGCAACCAGAGGUUCUAAACGCGAAUAUAAAUGCCCCCAUCUCGAAAAAUCGGCAUAUGUUUUAAAAGAACUUAUUGGGGAUGCCACAGAGGCAGUUGCGUUUAUCAAUGGACAUGCUUGUCUUGCAUUGCUAGACACAGGUAGCCAAGUUACUUCAAUUGCGAAGUUAUUUUACGACAGACAUUUAUUUAACCAGCCUAUUGAACCUAUCGAGAACAUAGUUCGUGUUGUUGGAGCUGGUGGACAAGAGGUUCCAUUCCUUGGAUAUGUUACCAUACAUGUCAGUUUUCCUGAAACUGAUGUCGGUAUUCGGGGUACUUUAACAACCCUUGCACUAGUUGUGCCCAAUAACAGCUAUAAUCAGAGAGUACCAGUUAUAAUCGGAACUAACUUAGUGAAACAAUGCAGAAAUGCAUGUCAACAAAUAGCGGGCCAGAACUUCCUGCAAACUGCCAAAGUUUCAUCUGCUUGGAAACGAGUAUACCAUUUCGUCCAGUCACAGGAUCGAUUUCUUCAGCGACAAGACAGCUUUGGCGCAAAGGUAAAAUCAACGAGUCGUCAUCCAACCACUAUAGCUGCACAUGAAACGAAGAUACUUAUGGGGUUGGCAAACAGUUGUCCAGGAUCAUUAACCCAAGUUGUUGUGGAAACCAGUAUGGGAUCUGAUCAAGUAGCUGGAAUAGUUGUUACCCCAGGACUUGUUACGGUAGGUCCGCAUAAGUCGUCUUGCAGAGUACCAGUAGAGAUAACUAACAACUCUGACCAUACAGUUGUCAUUCCAGCAAAAGCUGUUCUGGCAUCACUGAAGAUCGCUAAAGAUGUAAUCACUCCUACGGCCACUGAGAACACUGCUACAGUUCUUUACCAAUUGCAAAGUGGCAAGAAGCGUGUUCUGGCGUAUGGGAGCCGUUCCCUUACUCAUUCGGAACAACGCUAUUGCGCCUAUCGUCGAGAGUUUCUUGCACUGAAAUGGGCAGUCACAGAGAAGUUUCGUUCUUAUCUGUACGGUAGGAAGUUUCAUGUUAUCACGGAUAGCAACCCGUUGACUUACCUACUGACGUCGGCAAAGCUUAGUGCAACUGAUCACCGUUGGUUGGCCAGUUUGUCGACCUACGAUUUUACGAUAAGCUAUCGGCCAGGGAAAUGUUGUGGUGAUGCUGAUGGACUCUCUAGAAUACCUCGGGAAGGAGAUACCCCUCGACAUGGAGAAGAAAUGACGCCAGACGCAGAGUAUCUCCGACCGUUUCUAGAACGAUUACAUGCAUCAGAGUCAGACACAGUAGUGACUUAUGUCCAGCAGGAGUUCCAAGCUCUUUGUGAUUACCAUAUUGCCUUCGAUCCCGCCAACGAAGAAACCACCUGUCCCGCCGUAGAGACGCUGGGUAUUGACGUAUCAGCUAUUGAAGCAAUAUGUAAGGAAGCAAGUCCCACUCGUGAAGGAAUUGGUGUGGACAUGAUUCCACCACUCGAAUGGCAAUUGAUCCAACGUGAGGAUCCAGAAAUUGGACGAGUAAUCGAGAUCUUGACUCGCCAAACUACUGGAACUGGCAACGUGAAUGAUGGGAACACUAUGGUUAACCGGUUGUUGAAAGAAAAACACCGCCUUGUGUUCAAGGAUGAAAUUUUGUUUCGGGAACGCCUGGUAGAUGGUGCAAAACUAAAACAACUUGUGGUCCCUCGUGCUAUGCGAAAGCGUAUUCUCUGUGGGUUACACGAUGACGUCGGACAUCUUGGCAGAGAUAAAACCAUUGACCUGGUCUGCCAACGUUUCUACUGGCCCGGGAUGACAGCGGACAUUGAAGUCCAUAUUCGUGACUGUCACCGUUGCCUCUUGCGGAAAGCUGCUGACCCUCCACGUGCUCCUCUGGUGCCAAUCUUGGCGUCAGAACCUAUGGAACUCCUAGCUAUCGAUUUUCUGAGUAUUGAAAAGGGGAAGGGAGGAUAUGAAGAUGUGUUGGUCGUGACGGACAGCUUCACAAAAUAUGCUUGGGCCUUUCCGACUAGGAACCAAAAGGCCACAACUGUCGCCAAGGUGUUGUGGGAAAACGUGUUUGUCCACUAUGGCUUACCACGUAGAUUACACUCUGACCAAGGCCGAGAUUUUGAAUCAAGAUUGAUUGGUGACCUUUGCAGGGUUGCUGGUAUCCAGAAGACCAGAACAACGCCGUAUCACCCCCAGGGAAACGGCCAAACGGAGCGGUUCAACAGAACACUGCUCGGCAUGCUCGGAACCCUAAGUGAGGACAAGAAGACCGACUGGCCAAGCUACGUCGCACCAAUGGUUUACGCCUACAACUGCACAAAGCAUGGGUCCACUGGGUACUCGCCAUAUUACCUUAUGUUCGGUCGCCAGCCACGUUUACCUAUCGAUAUCGCACUCGGGUUGGAUCAACUGGACAAGAAGUCUAAACCGUACUCUGCUUACGUUGACAACCUUCGGGCGCAACAGGCUCAUGCGUACGACCUCGCGUCGAAGGCCAUACGCGAGCGGGCGGAAGGCAACAAGAAGAAUUACGACCAGUACACCAAAGAAAGUUUCCUUGAAGUGGGCGACCAUGUGUUGGUUCGGAACUUGAGCACGAGAGGCAAACACAAGCUGCAAGACCGAUGGGAAGCGAUGCCAUGUGUGGUUGUUCGAAAAAUUGGAAAAUUACCUGUUUAUGCGGUUAAACCGGUAGAUGGUGGGAGGGAGAGAGUACUGCAUCGAAACCUACUGCUUCCAUACAGAAUCCCCAGGAGUUCACCCUCACCAAAGCAGAAGAAACUUCCAUAUUUACGUCAAAGACCUGCGGCAGCAGAAUGUGAGAGUGACGUUGUUACAGAAGAAAGUGAUACCGAAGAGGAAUUUAUUCCACGCAGUACGACACCCAGCAAUAGAACAACGCUGGAUCCAACUAUGCCAUCGUUCGUUAUGCCAGAAGCCAUUCCGGUAACUGACGAACCAGCACCCGCAAACGACCUGCCAGAAACGGAACCGGCUAUCGAGGAAGAACUAAAUGAAACCCAACAGGAAGAGGUUAACGUUGACGAAAACCAAUCCGUUACGCGAUCAGGGAGAAUAUCGAAGCACCCGGAACGAUUGGGCGUUCAACCGGUGUGGAGCAAUAAGGUGGCAGUCCUUUUGUCACUGGUAAACGAUAACAACAGAUCUAGCGUAGAGAACGUGCUAGGAGCUUGGCAUUCAAUGCCAUCUCAACAUCAGACGUAUAAUAUUUGAAGAUUUAUUAUAUUUUAUUGAACUUCGGGACGAAGUUUCACGUGAGGGGGGAAUAUGUACGAAUUGACUAAUAAGUUAAUUAGUAAUAGGCGUUUAUUUUGACAUAUUUAGGAAGUGACAUAUGAUACACUAGAUUGGUUAUUGUUUUGACGAGACGGCGUUUGCAUAUAUUUUAUUAAACGAGGGUUCUUUAUAGCGAAGCAAAUUCGCUAUUGUAAAUUACAGAUUACAUAAAACGAAACU